AUGUGGACCAUAGAAAAUGAUGGAGAUGUUUUUGAAGGCAAAAAACUAUGGCUCGUCCCCGGGAAGAAAUAUCUCUUCGGUAGAACCGUUUCAGAAGAUGGUCAAUUUGUGAUUGCCGAUAAAUCGGUUUCGAGACAGCAUCUAACGAUUGAAGUUGGUACUGUUGGACCGAAUGAUUGUAGAAGUCCUAAAAGCCGGUCAAAAAUCACUUUGAAAGAUCAAAAUACCAAAGUUGGUACUACCGUGAACGGAGAACAAAUCAAGGGGAAAGAAGGCCACGAGAUUACCAGUGACGUGAAUGAAGUGUGCAUAGGAAGAUACAAGAAGUUGUUCCGAAUUACCUGGUAUCCGGUUGCAUUAUCAUUUUCGAUUUCUCCAAAAGAAAUGAAAGCAAGCCCCCUCGAAGCGCUUUAUGCGACACUUGGCCCACUCGAUAUCAAAGUACUUACCGAGUAUGAACGCGAUGCAACGACCCACGUCGUUGUCAAAAAGCGCAAUACGGCCAAAGGACUUCGAGCUUUGAUCAACGGGAAACACAUUGUGGAUAAUGAUCCAUUUAUCCAAGCAAUUGUCAAUGCAACCACGCCAGAAGAAGAUGGUACUUGUGGUUUGGAGAAGGAUUUUACAGAAAACUUUCCAGAUGCUAUUCAAUACCUUCCUGGGCGUGGCUCGGAAUCUACGGAUGAACCAGCAACGGCUUAUGCUCCUGACCCCUCGAGGGAAACUAUGUUCGACGGUUACACCUUCGUUUUUUACGAUAAAGCUCAAUUUGAGACACUCCUGGCACCCAUUACGGAUGGGCGUGGUAAGGCACUGUUUCGUGAAGUCACUCCUUUAAAGACGCCAAUAGACGAGUUUGUAAGAUACGUGAAGAAUGUGGCAGGAGAAAAAGGAAAUGGUGAGUUCGAAGAUGGGAGCGAGGGAAAAGGUGUUGUGGUUGUAGGAUUCUAUCCCACCAAAGGAGAUGGUGUUGAGUGGUUCCAAGAUUUUGCUAGGCAAGUUGCUAUCAAUCUGGAUCAUCGACUUAUCGUACAGAGUGAAUUUUUGGAUGCAAUACUCAAGAAAGAUGCAAGUCUAUUGAGAAGACCUCUUGAGGUAGAGCUGUCUGGAAUCGCGGCCCCGGCUCCAACACCGGACACAAACGCAAGCAGACCAAAGGAGACGCCUUCUAAGCCAAAUCCAGUUCCACCCAAGCUUAGCCCAGUUGCGCCUGCUAAACCUUCUUCAGCUGGUGAAUCGGCCACAACAUCGGUUCUUAAGGAUAUUGUCUCACAAGAUACUCAAUUCCGAAGAGGUAGAUCAAGAAGAGCUGUGACUAGUCGUUUCAGUGGGUUCGACGAUGAUGAUGAAGAUGAUCCUCCAGCAGCCCCUGCCUCUCUAGCUCCCAUACUGGAAUCCAUGGCAGUCGAACAACAACUCCUCAAGGAAUCUCAAGGUCUCUUCGUCUCCCAAGAUCCCAAUCGCGAACCCGAAAGCUACCGCCCGCAUUCCCAGUCUGUCGAACCGGAAGAGCCAGCCCAGACUCAGUUCACACGAACAACUAGAAAACGACACGCAUCUCCUAUCAUGGAACAAAAGUCAUACAUGGAUAGUUUCGCACCUACCACCGCAUCAUUCAAACGACAACGUCGAGAAAGAGGCGAGCCAACACCUCUCCCAGCCGUCAAAAAAGAAAUAGUGGUUCCCGAACCUGUAAAAAAGAAAGAAAAAAAAGAAGUAGACAUCCUCGCCCUCGCAGGCCAGCAACGUGAACGCACCGAAGCAGCCGCCAAAGCCGAACAAGAAUCCUUAAAACAACCCAUAUCCACCAUCGACAUUGAAGAAAUGCGCAAGCUGACCAUUGUAGAGGAUAUGGAAGUGAGACGUUCCAAGCCAGCGCCGAAAACCACAACGCAUGUGGAUGAAAGUGAACGAUGGGAUGAUAAAUGGAACGGACGAAAGAAUUUCAAGAAAUUCAAAAGGAAGGGUGUGGAUGAUGGUGGGUCAGUGAGGCCGCACGCUAGGGUUAUCGUACCGCUCGAAGAAGUAAAAAAGCGUGGUCACGGAAUUGGCGAUGAAUACUGGGGACUAGGUGGAGAGGAUGGCGACACACAAAGGAGAAGAAAAAAGGGCAAGGCAAAAGAUACACAAACGCAAAUGGAAACUCAAAAGGUGCAAGCAUCCAUAUCAACAUCUCAUUCCAAACCAAGACCAAACCCAAAACAAAAGCCGCAAGCUCGAGAUAUCAAUUCCGAUAACGAGGAAGAAGAACUCCCUGAAAAUCCAAUGCUCGCUCCUCGUGCGCAGAGCGCACAAUCGGAAGCGGAGGAUGAGAAUGAGGUGGGUGAGAGGGAUGAGGAUGCGUUUUAUCCUACUGCUAUGCCGCCACCGGCUUCUAUUUCUACGAGAGCAACUACGAGGGGGAAUUCGACGGUUGGUCGGAAUACUGGUGCUGGUGCGAAUGUGGGUGCGAAUGUUGGGGCAAAUGCGCAUAAGAGAGCAGCUACAAAUCCAUUGACGAAAGCUGCGCCGCCGGCGAAGAGAGCAAGGGUUGUGCCGCCGCCAGCAAGAAAGGUGGAGGUGGAGAGUGAUAGUGAUAGUGAUGAGGAUCGGUUUGUAUUUCGGUGA
This is a messenger RNA of Sclerotinia borealis F-4128, 2607 nucleotides long. NCBI's taxonomy places the organism in Eukaryota, Fungi, Ascomycota, Leotiomycetes, Helotiales, Sclerotiniaceae. The record is from the annotation of a GenBank genome assembly.